Messenger RNA from Cheilinus undulatus (humphead wrasse), 951 nucleotides. RefSeq names its product cannabinoid receptor interacting protein 1b (gene cnrip1b). The record is from RefSeq and is a predicted model, not a curated record. Gene Ontology annotation, cellular component: plasma membrane. Bases 198 to 686 code for a protein of 162 amino acids. NCBI's taxonomy places the organism in Eukaryota, Metazoa, Chordata, Actinopteri, Labriformes, Labridae. Gene Ontology annotation, molecular function: type 1 cannabinoid receptor binding. The transcript is spliced from 3 exons. Gene Ontology annotation, biological process: negative regulation of signaling receptor activity.
UGGUUGGGAUUAAGCUCGUGCUGCAGGUUGGACGGGAUUACAGGGCGCAGCGCAGCGCAGUUCCCCGUGCUGUGCGCUCUGCUAUGGACUUGUCCGCACGGCAUUUCUCCGUCUGUCUGAACUGUUAGACAUCUGCGACCCAUUACCCACACCCUUCAAUCCAUCUGAUCCUGGUGAGAUACGCGCUUUAUGGAAACAUGGCCGACGUCCCUCAGCUAGUUAAAAUUGGGAUUUCUUUGAAGAUGCUUCCAAACAACACGGCGGUGUACUUCAAGUCAGACGGAGCCAGGUUUGGACAGACCCGGACCAUCAAGCUGCUGACAGGGUCUAAAUACAAAAUCGAUGUGGUUGUCAAACCAGGAGCGGUGGAGGCCACAUCCAUGAGUAUAGGUGGGGUGACCUUCCCUCUCGAGCAGAAGUCUAAAGACCCUCAGUCAGUCGUCUAUACAGGCCAGUAUGACACAGAUGGGGUGGCACACACCAAGAGUGGAGAGAGGCAACCAGUUCAAAUCAACAUACAGUUCACAGAGGCGGGCUCAUUUGAAACAGUGUGGCAGGUGAAGUACUACAACUACAACAAGAGGGACCACUGCCAGUGGGGAAACAGCUUCAACAGCAUCGAGUACGAGUGCAAACCCAACGACACACGCACACUCAUGUGGGUCAACAAGGAGAUGUUUGUCUGAUGGAGGAAAAGCUGCAAGGUUUCUAAUAAGAGGAAAUGUUCAUUACUGAAUUUAAGACAUUUUUUUUCAUUGUUGUCUGACGGUAGUGGGUGUCUCUUUCUGUCCCUCUUUUCCAUAUCGUCUGUCAAUCCACUUUACAUAACCUUUUUAUCAUAUUAGAUUUCAAUCCUUCCAUCAUCAAUAUCCGAAAACAUAUCUCUUUAUUUAUUUAUUUGUUUAUUUGCUGCAGAAAAUUGCAUCAGAUUUAUCGCCAAUUACGACCAUA